AGUGUAUAUCAUGCGGACAUUCGCGGUGCUUGGUGUGGCUGCCUACUGUCUACUGCUUGAAAGCGUAUCAUCACAAUCCGUAUCUAACUCCACCCAACCUCCCAAUGCCUCAUGCGACAAACGCCUGACGGGUGACAAUGGGACGUUCACCAGCCCAAACUACCCAAACAACUACCCUAACGACAAGGACUGCCGGUACGAGAUCUCUGUCACUCCGCCCAAAGUCGUCAGGCUGACCUUCACGGAUUUCAACAUUGAGGACCCGUAUGACGUCCUUUUGGUGUAUGAUGGAAACACAACUGAUGACACGUGGGAGAUAGAAAGGCUUAAUGGAGCAAACAUCCCCAGUCCAAUAACGUCAUCUGAGAGCAUCAUGACUGUUCUAUUUCAUGCCGACAAUAGAGGAAACCGGAAAGGAUUUCAGGCCAACUACACAGCCGUAGAUAAAGUGUUAUCUACCUGUGAGGUCGGCCAGUAUCUAUGUGAUGACGGUGUGACCUGCAUACAAGCUUGGAAACGGUGUGACGGAAACUACGACUGCAGAGACGGUAGUGAUGAGGAUACAAGCAAAUGUGCUUGUCAAAAUAUCCCAAAGUCUUUGAGGAUGUGCAGGGGUCUUGAGUACAGGAAGAUGACACUUCCCAACCCUCUCAACUCCUCCCACACAACGGUGGAUGACAUCAUAAAAUCAAACCAGUUCAGUGCCUACAGGGAUCUGGUGGAUUCUGGGUGUCACCCCAGUAUUAAAGAUUACGUCUGUGCCAUCAUUGUGCCGCGCUGCAAUUCUAGUCCGAAACCCCGGCAACAGCUGCCCUGUCGGUCUUGGUGCGAAGAGGUGAAGUACACGUGUAGACAUGAGCCAACCUCGUCAAUUUUCCCACCCUGCGAGAUUUUCCACUACAACAACUGCAACAACGUCAGGCCUUCAAGAACCCGGGCGGGUGUGGACUGCUUCGAUGGAACCGGUGCAAACUACAGAGGGAACGAGGCCAGAGGUCCUAUCGGUGAAGUUGACUGCAGCCGAUGGGACGCGGAUACCUACCCAAAAACGUACCCAUGGGCGAAUCUUGUCGAUAACAAAUGUCGCAACCCUAGGCCCGAAAGAGACCUCAGGCCAUGGUGCUUUACAUCCAGUGGAUUUGAGUACUGUGACAUACUUCCCUGCAACAUUUCAAUUAAAGGAUGCGAAGAUCCGGGCAAACCCUUAUACGGACAAAGGAGUCCUGUACUGAAGUUCUACUGGCCUAAUGAUAAAAUCACGUACACCUGUAACACGGGAUUCAAGUUCCCGAAGGGGAGUCCCCCCAACACAGCACGGUGUGUUCAAGUCAACGAAUCAACGGGAGAAGUCAACUGGGCAACAAAGAAACCUAAUUGUCAAGUCGACCACAAAUACAAGCUCCAAGAGGAUCUUCUUAGCGAGACUGUCUACAACAAGGAGGUUGCUCCUACAACUAGUCUAUAUUUUAAAGCGUAUGUUAAGAACGUCAUCAACUUGGACGAAAAAGCGGAACAAAUAGUAACAUCCUACAAAGCUGAAUGGUCCUGGAUGGACGACCGAUUGGCAUGGAAUCCUGAGAGGUACGGCAAAUUUGACCACAUGUUUGUUCGUGCUGAACGGGUCUGGCUACCAACCUUAACGCUGGAAACAAAUGCUGACACGAGGUACAGCGGCACAUUCCCUUUCACAGAGGUAAGAAUAGAUAACGACGGUGAAGUCAACUGGCCUAUAGCAGCAUUGGCCACCACAACCUGUACCCUGGACCCUUUCCUCUUCCCUCAGGACAACAUGACAUGCGCAAUUUGCUUCACUGUUGGGGAAGACUACACAAUUGGUUGUAGUAAUGAAACUACGCACCAUGACAUUGUCAACAAGGUCAAAGAUGACAACUUCCUGACCUGUCGAGAUCCCCAGGCCGACAUUGUCACGGGAGAGUGGAGUGGCAAAACAACCGCUUCUUCUAAAAUCAACAAGGCCUGCCUGACGAUAACACUCAAGCGAGAUCCCACCUAUCACUACUCCACAACCGUCUCUCCCUGUCUCAUCCUGAUCGUCCUCAUGAUCAUCACCUUCAUCAUGCCCAUUGAUAAAGGCGACAGGAUUGGAUUCGGCGUCACCGUGCUGCUGUCCAUGGUGGUGUCGCUAGUUGUCGUUACUGGCUUCCUGCCUGUGUCAAGUACCCUGCCAUUCAUCGCGAUGCUGAUCAUUGUGUGCAUGGGUCUGAUGGCACUCUUCAUGCUGUGGACUGUCUUUAUCCUCAUCAUACACGACAAGAAGGGACCCCUUCCGAAAUGGGCACGGACUUUCUUCCUGAAGCAUAUGGCAAGGGCCGUGUUCUUGGGUGACUUGACCAAGAAGCUGAAAAAUGAAGAGCCAACAGAAGACGCCACCAAGAACAAAGUUACUGACAUCGAAGGGCACUCCAACCACGCCUUCAUGACCAAUGGCCAUGGCCCAACCGCCGGACGAGGCAACCCACCCCUCAACGUGAAGAACGAGGUCGGAGCUACCCUGAUUGGGUUAAAGGGAAGCGUAGAUAGGUUGUCCGAUAGCAUCGAUGCUCUUGCAAAGGCAAGUGGCGGUGAUGACGAUGAAGAAAAUUCAGAGUACGCUUUGUUGGCUCAUGUCCUUGACCGUUUGGGCUUGGUUUUCUACAUUGUUGCUGUCGCCGUGGCUAUUCCGUGUACUCUGUUCAUUAAUCGCCAACGUGUUAUUCCUACCUAUUAGGAAAAAGACUCACAACAGAUGAUUACAAAUGCAAAUUAUGUCUCUACGCAAUUUUUUUCGCCUGAUUCGACGAUAUUUGAUUGAAAUUUAUAAUCUGAAAUCAAAGCAACAGGAACACAAAACAAUGCGAAAAAACACUGUUGACUUACAGUAUUACUGUAUAUUAGAAAUUAAAUAUUAAAAGGUGAAAACAAGGACAUUAUACACAGUGUAUGCAUGUGUAUAAUGCGCAUGCAUACAUUGCAUGCACAUUAUGCACAUUAUGUGAUACUGUACAUGUGAUUUGUGAAUCA
This is a messenger RNA of Branchiostoma belcheri (Belcher's lancelet), 3021 nucleotides long. RefSeq lists its product as uncharacterized. Gene Ontology annotation, molecular function: protein binding; extracellular ligand-gated monoatomic ion channel activity. NCBI's taxonomy places the organism in Eukaryota, Metazoa, Chordata, Leptocardii, Amphioxiformes, Branchiostomatidae. Gene Ontology annotation, cellular component: membrane. The transcript has 15 exons. The coding region runs from base 11 to 2728 and encodes 905 amino acids. Gene Ontology annotation, biological process: monoatomic ion transport. The record is from RefSeq and is a predicted model, not a curated record.